AUGGCGGCGGAGCUGCUUCCCACCAAGAAGCUGGUGUCUUCGGCCUCGAUCCAGCAGCAGAACCUGAGCAACAACAACCCGGCACCGGGCUGCUGCAGCUGGCAGGGCCUGUACCCCACCAUCCGGGAGAGGAAUUCAGUCAUGUUCAACAAUGAGAUGAUGGCAGACGUUCACUUCGUGGUCGGACCUCCAGGCGCGACGCAGAGGGUCCCGGGUCACAAGUACGUCCUGGCGGUGGGCAGCUCCGUGUUCCACGCCAUGUUCUACGGGGAACUGGCCGAGGACAAGGAGGAGAUCCGGAUCCCGGACGUGGAGCCGCCGUCCUUCCUGGCCAUGCUGAAGUACAUCUACUGCGAUGAGAUCGAGCUGUGCGCCGACACGGUGCUCGCCACGCUCUACGCCGCCAAGAAGUACAUGGUGCCCCACCUGGCGCGCGCCUGCGUGGGCUUCCUGGAGACGAGCCUGAGCGCCAGGAACGCGUGCGUGCUGCUGUCGCAGAGCUGCCUGUUCGAGGAGCCGGACCUGACGCAGCGCUGCUGGGAGGUCAUCGACGCGCAGGCCGAGCUGGCGCUGCGCUCCGACGGCUUCUGCGACAUCGACGCGCAGACGCUGGAGAGCAUCCUGCGCCGCGAGACGCUCAACGCCAAGGAGACGGCGGUGUUCGAGGCGGCGCUGAGCUGGGCCGAGGCCGAGUGCCAGCGCCGCGACCUGCCGCCCACCGUCGACAACAAGCGGCUGGUUCUGGGCAAGGCCGUGUACCUGAUCCGCAUCCCCGCCAUGGCGCUGGAGGACUUCGCCAACGGGGCGGCGCAGUCCGGCGUGCUGACGCUCACCGAGACCAACGACAUCUUCCUGUGGCACACGGCGUCCCGCAAACCGGACCUGCUGUUCUGCACGCGGCCCAGAGCGGGCCUGGCGCCGCAGCGCUGCCACCGCUUCCAGUCCUGCGCCUACCGCAGCAACCAGUGGCGCUACCGCGGCCGCUGCGACAGCAUCCAGUUCGCCGCCGACCGGCGCGUGUUCGUGGCCGGCUUCGGCCUCUACGGCUCCAGCUGCGGCUCGGCGGAGUACGGCGCCCGCAUCGAGCUGAAGCGGCAGGGCGUGGCCGUGGCCCAGCGCCAGGUCAAGUUCUUCUCCGACGGAUCCAGCAGCACCUUCGCCGUCUGGUUCGACUACCCGGUCCAGAUCGAGCCCGACGCCUUCUACACGGCCAGCGCGGUUCUGGACGGCAACGAGCUCAGCUACUUCGGCCAGGAGGGCAUGACGGAGGUCCAGUGCGGGAAAGUCACCUUCCAGUUCCAGUGUUCCUCAGACAGCACCAACGGAACCGGCGUGCAGGGCGGCCAGAUCCCAGAACUCAUCUUCUACGCCUGAGCCGCGCCAGAACCGGGUCUGGUUGGCAGCGGGAAGUCAAGAAACGACCAG
Fundulus heteroclitus (mummichog) is the source of this 1425-nucleotide messenger RNA. It is a transcript of the gene btbd3a, whose product is annotated as BTB (POZ) domain containing 3a. Bases 1 to 1374 code for a protein of 457 amino acids. Gene Ontology annotation, biological process: cerebral cortex development; neurogenesis; dendrite morphogenesis. NCBI's taxonomy places the organism in Eukaryota, Metazoa, Chordata, Actinopteri, Cyprinodontiformes, Fundulidae. Gene Ontology annotation, cellular component: cytosol. Gene Ontology annotation, molecular function: protein binding. The record is from RefSeq and is a predicted model, not a curated record. The transcript has 4 exons.